Theobroma cacao (cacao) is the source of this 854-nucleotide messenger RNA. The record is from RefSeq and is a predicted model, not a curated record. NCBI's taxonomy places the organism in Eukaryota, Viridiplantae, Streptophyta, Magnoliopsida, Malvales, Malvaceae.
UUUGCCAGGGAAUCAGCUUGCUGAUUGGCCUCCCUUCUUACAUGUAAUGUUUACAGCUGGAACAGUAACAUCAACAUCAACCAUGGAAUCUGCGGUGUCUCACUUGAUAUCGCACCCUGAGGUCUUCAGAAAGGCAAGGGAAGAAAUUGAUGCAAAUAUUGGACAAAGCAAACUACUUCAUGACGCGGAUCUCGGUAAGCUUCCAUAUCUUCAUUGCAUAAUCAAUGAAACACUUAGGUUAGGUUCGACAGGGCCAAUAAUUCCCCCUCACGAGUCGUCAAAGGAAUGCACGGUCGGAGGUUACAAUAUCCCACAAGGUACAAUGUUAUUGGUCAAUGCAUUUGCGUUGUAUAAUGAUACCAAGUUGUGGGAGGACCCUGAUAUGUUCAAGCCUGAGAGAUUUCAAGGUAGCGGGUGGGAGGGAGAAAGGGGAGGGUAUAAAUUCAUACCGUUUGGUUUAGGAAGAAGGCAAUGCCCCGGAGAAGGGUUGGCCAUGAGGCUCAUGGCUUUAACACUGGGGACCUUGAUUCAGUGCUUUGAGUGGGGGAAGGCAGGUGAGGAUCGUCAGGCCAAUCGUGUAGCAGCCAACGCGCACAAGACAGAGGAUGUGGCUUUAAAGGUCAUAUUUCGACCCCGUGAAACUCUAGCACCGAGCGUUCUUUCUCAACUCUGACUGAUUUACAGAGUCACAGUUUGCAUUUGUUUAAUAAUUAUUCACUGUAAUCAUAAGAAAACAGAUAGUACUUAAAAAAGAAUAACCAUAAUAUACAUAAGAGCCGAGAAAUUCUUUUUUUAUUGUACCUUUAAUGUUGCACAUCAAUAUUAUUGAGGCAUUUUUAGCCUGUUACUAAGGA